GGGAGGUACAAGAUAUGUCAGGGCAUAUGAAUCAGAACGAGAUACAUGAUCCUAAGGAACAUGAGAGCAUGAUAACAAGGCCCAAACCUUUGAGGUUGAAGCAUUCAAAGAAGUACCUUAUGAGCAUCUUAAAGGCGCUAGAUGCGAUGAAAAAGUUUUCUAAAAAUAAUGAUGUGAAUUAUAGAGUAUAUCAGAGAAUGAAGGACGGCAGAUACAUAGCUCUAUAAAUAAUUCAAUAGCAGAGGACACCGAAGAAUCCAGGGAAGAGAUUAUAGAAGAAUCAAAAUCUGAUAUGCACAUGGAAGUUGACAGACAACACUCUGAUGAUGAGAUUAAUUAUCCGCUCGAAGGAUUAUCAAUAUCUUCCAACUUAUGCUCAGAGCAAGAUCAAGCUUUCUUCCGUGACUGCACUAGCAAACUUCCGAAUUUGCAGUCUGUUGAAUUCCAAAUCAGCGACAAAAUUCCUGAAGGCUUCUUUGAGUUUAUUAAUGAUUACUUCCCAGAUGAAGUUCAAAUCUGCAAAUGGUCUGGCACAAUCUCUCCUGAGUUCUUGCCAAUUUCUUAUUCUUAGAUUCAAUACUCAAAGUAAGUGUCAAUGUCAAAGAAGCUUUGGAAAUAAGCAACUUCAGCAUGGAUCAAGCCAAGCUCAGUAUACUUAUUGAGCAAUGUAAGGCAGAAAAGGAGCUAAUAUUUACAUCAUGUUUGUUUAAAAUUAGAGACAUGCAAAACCUAUUCAAAAAUUCUGAAAGAACUAAAAAGAUAGACUUACUAUUUAACGACAACCACUAUGUUGAUGUAUCUAUUGAACCAGCUGAAGACCUUCCUAUACUCCCAUUCAGCGACAUUCUUGAAGCUUACAAAGAUCCAGAAGAUUCUUAAAAUUAUUUUCAAUCAGUG
Moneuplotes crassus is the source of this 897-nucleotide messenger RNA. The record is from the annotation of a GenBank genome assembly. Lineage: Eukaryota; Ciliophora; Spirotrichea; Euplotida; Euplotidae.